UGUCGUAGAACAUAACAACAUGAAAAGUGUCGUGGGACGUGAUAACGUAAAAAAUAUAACUGCGGUUAAUAGAAAUUCUGCAACUCCAGAACACGGGAAUUUUCAUGUAAUCACAUCUACAUUUCAACUCACUAACGAAAUGAAAGGUGUCAAUCAGACUAAAAGUGAAUCGGAGGUAGGAAAAACUGUACCAAAAGAAUUCAUUGGAUAUGCUGGCGACGUUGGACCACCGGGAUCACCUGGGCCGCCAGGACCUCAAGGACCUCAAGGAGAUCCUGGCCCAUCUGGAGAAGAAGGACUUAUAGGGGAUCCCGGUCCUCCUGGUGACUACUCUAUAUCACUAUCGCACGGUAUGCUUUGCGUUAUUUACAUUUAA
Messenger RNA from Cercopithifilaria johnstoni, 376 nucleotides. The record is from the annotation of a GenBank genome assembly. Lineage: Eukaryota; Metazoa; Nematoda; Chromadorea; Rhabditida; Onchocercidae.